AUGCUGAUGGAGGCAGUGUAUGGAUGUGAAAGGUUGUUGAGGUGAGUCUGCUUCUGCCGCUACCUCUGCCAAGCUGCAGAGCAGUUCUAGCGCUUCUAUUUCUGUCUCGGCCCGGCACAGGCAGCGAGGUGAGCAGUAAACCCAUGUGAUUCAUGGUUUGAUUAUCUUCGCCCACGGUCCUCCUUUUCUCCGUUCACUCCAAAGGCAUAUGCUCCCUAAACGUCUUGUCCUCUCUGCUCUACCAACCUACCUACUGCCGCUCCCUGCUAAAUCAGCUGGAGAGAUUUAAUAUGGCCCUUCUAUUUAGUGGAAGGUGACCCGUCCUGGCGUCCUUCAAGAACAAAACUAUUAACAGCUAGGCUUGAUGUCAUUACUGACUGCUUUACUGGUGCUCCACUGUUCAGUACGGUACUCUGCUAUCCUACUUUAAGGUGUUACUGUGUUCUCUCACCAUUAAACACCAGUGUUUUAUGGUUGUCUUUAUAAUGGUGCUGUUACUGGACGCUGCUGUUAAAACAUUAUGGACCACGUCCACGUCCAUUUCACAGCUGUGGGAACUGACAUUGACAUGUCCCUGACAAAUCUCUCAGGUCUCUAUUGGUGUUUGUAUCCAUCUUUUUUGUGUUGCAUGUCUUUCUUUCCUAUCUGCCUGAACAAUGAACCUGAUAUGGAGGGACAUCGCUAUCUCUAGAUAUUUCUCUUAAAUUCUCUUUUAUUAGAAUAUCUCUAACAUAACAAUACAUAUAUUUCUCUUUGUUUCUCUCUGUAUAGUAUGAACCUGACGUGGAGGGACAUGCAGCACCUGGUGGUUAGAACCUCUGACCCCGCCCACCUCAGCACUGACGACUGGAGGACCAAUGGAGUGGGCCGCAAAGGUAACAGGAGAGCUCUCAUUGGACUUGCCUUGGCUGACUGAACUACAUGAUAAGUGGACUCACUUGACUCUUUGGAACUUCACUCAUGGUUUUUCUGUCUCUCUCAGUGAGUCAUUCGUAUGGGUAUGGUCUGCUGGAUGCGGGGGCCAUGGUGGCCCUGGCUCAGAACUGGACCAGUGUGGGCCCACAGCACCAGUGUGUCCUCACCAUGCUCUCAGAGCCUAGGGACAUAGGUAGCCGGCUGCUGUUCAGUAAGACAUUGGACUCCUGCUGGGGCAGACCAGAGUAUGUCAACUCUCUGGAGCACGUCCAGGCCCGCCUCACUCUCUCCUACAACCACAGAGGAAACCUGGCUAUACACCUCAUCAGCCCCCAUGGGACACGCUCUACCCUGCUGGCACCCAGGUACACCCACACACACACCUACUGUAGAAAUACAAAGGAAACCUCAUAUCAGUCCGAUAGAUACACAAUCCCCCAGGUAAACAUACACACGUUCACAGAAAAACACAGUGCAGUGUUUGUUGUUUUUCAUUUAUGUUCGCUUGAAAUGUAUUUUUAGCAGCCGUUCUGGGAGGUAUUGUUUUUGAAGAGCCCUUCAUGGUUCAGGAUGGUUGCUAUGAGAUGAAUGUUUUUGGCUGUGAACCCUAACUACUCUCUCUGUGUCUCUCCCUUUCUCUCUCCCUCCCUCCCCAUCACCCUUUCCCCUCCUCUCGCUCACUCUUUUCAGGCCUAAAGACUAUUCGUCAGAGGGAUUUAUUGACUGGGCCUUCAUGACCACCCACAUGUGGGACGAGGACCCUCGAGGGGAGUGGACCCUGGAGAUAGAGAAUGUCUCAGAACAAGGACACGACUAUGGUAACAGGACGUCUGUGUACCUUCAUACAGCAGAGAGGCUCCUUCCUCCUCUUUUCUUUCUCCUUUCCCUCCUUCUUCUCCAGAAGGUCUCUGCUGUCGUUUGUUGCCGUCUCAGCGCAGCAGGGGAAAUAAGAGGAGUGAUUCUCUCUACUCCCUCUCUACUUCUCUCUCCUCUUCAUGGAUAUUCCUGUCCACAAUGUAUCAGUUCUCUCUCUCGUUCUUAAUCAGCCCUUGUUCUCCUCUCUCUGUGUUUGUCAGUCAGCUCACUCUUCAUCAUCAUCAUAUUACCGUCUCUCUGAGACUCUCACCCAUUCUACCUCUCUCCUCUUAGAGGUAUUUAAUUGUUAAUUCUCUCUGUUCUUCUUUCUCCUCUCUCUUGAGUUUGAAAUGUGUUCACCUUCUCUCUCUUCCUCUACUCUCUCCUCCACCUCUCAUCCUAUCUCCUCCACCUCUCUCAUCCUCUCUCUCUCCCCCCUCUCAGGUGUGUUGAGUCAGUUUACUCUGAUCCUGUACGGUACGGGCUCCAGCUCCAAUAACCCCUUGUCUCCUGACUUCCCCCGGCCUUCCAACAACAGCUGCAAGACCUUCGACACCCAGCAGAUCUGCAUCGGUGAGACUGACUGUCCGAGACACACUGAGAAAACUAUCUAGCACUAAAAGAUUGAAGCCACUGGUGACACUCAGCAUGUGGCUGUUGGCUUCUCAUGCAUAUGACGCAGGUUGGCAUUUUUUGAGAUCACUCAUGUACUGGAGGCAGCUCUGCAGAGUGGUCACUAGCUGGCACAACCACAAAAUUAUAACAUCUGAUUUUAAACCUAUCCCUAACCUCAACCACACUGCUAAAGUCAGAUGUACACGACACGAUUUUGGCUGUCCCAGACAAGUUUUUGAGAUCGGAGACAAAAUCCCCAUGUCGUUGCCUACUCGAGGCGCGUGGCUGUCACCAACGCUCGUUUAAUGUGAGCGGGUAAGAGAUGCAAUCUGAGGGCUACCGAUCCCAUCUUUGAGCAGCCACAGACAUCCCGAUAUUUUCAAACAUGUUUGAUUUUAAUCGGCACAAAAUCUGCAAUGCUCUUGUAGUGGGAGAUGUGCAACGACACAUUUUGAGAAAGGUGAUCAGCAAUAGCCAAUGAGAGCUCGCCAAAGAAGAAGCCAGUGAGAUGAUGACGUUGUUACGCAUUACACAAAAUGUGUAGACUCUCAAGCAGGAGCGAUGACUACUACUAGUAUGCAUUUGUACUUGCCUUUAACCAAAGCGACAAAUCAUUACAGCUCUGAAGUUCACAAGCAAUGUUAUUCAAUUCAAAAUGUUGGCUAAAUAUUUCAACUCUGUAUGGCAGGUGUAAAUGUCUGACUGAAAACGUUUGAGGCUGCUUUGUUCUAGCUACGUUAACAAUCUAAUCACAUAAUUGUUUUCACGAGACAUUGUGGAGGUAUCGAAAAUCCUUACGACCAACUGAAGAAUCUUGUAGUGUGUGACACCCCAUCUGUUCCACAUCGUGUAGUGUGGGCAUCACUACUUUGGCAAGACAAAAACUACAGGAAAGAUGGUCAUUUCAUGUGAGAGGCUCAGCGAUGUUAGGAUUUUGAAAGUCGUGUAGUGUACACCCGGCUUUACCCUAAUGCCUAACCCUAACCUUAAAUUAAGACCCAAAAGCACAUUUUUGCUUUCAUAAAUUUUUACGAUAUAGCCAAUUUUGACUUUGCAGCUGGCCCAUCUAGCGGAAACCGCUCAGUUCUGCCUCCAGGGCAAGACUCAUGACAAUAAACAUCAAUCUGCGCAUAUGACAGGAGUGUUAAAAGGCUUAAUUCCUGACAUGUUUUUGCUUUUUUUGUGUGUGGGUGUAUGUACAAGCCUUUGUCCCCACUGACUGCUCAGAAAAGCAGCACCUCAUCCCCCUGUGUGUGUGUGUGUAUCAUCUCGCUUUCUCACUUUCUCUUUCUCUCACUCAUCUCUUCCUCUCGCUCUUUCCCUCUUCCCCUCUCUCCCCCUUUCCAGAAUGCAGCCCAGGCUUCUCCCUGUUCCUGCAGGGUUGUGUGAAGCUCUGCCCCCCCGGCUUCACUGCAGGCCCCCAGCUCCUCAACAUGUCCCUGGACAAUUGGGUGGACUUGUCCUCGGCCCAGUCCUGCCUGCCAUGCCACCCUGCUUGCCUCACCUGUUCCGGACCCGGGCCCAGCGAUUGCCUCUCUUGCUCCCCUCACAGCCACCUGGUCCUCACCGCCUGCCUGCACCAGAACCAGGUCCAGCGCAAGUCCCCCACUGGCCCCAUCCUCCAGGGAGAGAUGGGUGGACCAGGGGAGAGCCCAGUGGGGUUAGAACAGGGGGGAGGGGGGGGAGGGGGGGAACCUCCAGGGCCUAGCCUGGCCCUGUCCUCCCCUCUGGCCACCCUCCUGGCGAUGCUCAGCUGUGCCUUCAUCCUGGCAGCCUUCGCCGGGGUCUUCCUUCUGCUGCAGCUGCGCUCUGGUGGCGCCCCCUGGGCCCGGAGGACCAAACUGCACUCUGUGGAGACGGGGGGAUGGGCCUCGGGGGGCUUCGGCCUGGGGCUGGGCUGGGAGAGGCAGGGCAGGGUAUCCUAUAAGGGGAUCCCCACCGUGUGGGGGGACGAGGACCAGGUAACACUGGGGGGCUCUGAUUCCGACAGUGAAGAGCUGAACUGCCACAGUGAGAGGACAGCCUUUAUCAGGACGCAGAGCUCUCUCUAG
Molecule: messenger RNA, 4436 nt
Organism: Coregonus sp. 'balchen'
Lineage: Eukaryota; Metazoa; Chordata; Actinopteri; Salmoniformes; Salmonidae
Source: the annotation of a GenBank genome assembly